AAAGGACACCGUCGCUGUCAUUACUGAGAGUCUCCUACUCGGCUUCAGAGGGAAGACGUCUUCCAACGCUUGAAGCCUCCAAGCCAUCAAUAACCCCAGAUGGCCUCCCGAGGAGAUGAGAAUGCAGAACUGGAGGCAGCCUCAGCAGGUGGUACCCCAGCAAGCCAGGUGGAGCCAGAGGUGGUGAAUAACUCUGUCUACCAGCCCAUUAAUGGAUCACAAAAUCACCAGAAGGAGAAGUUACAGGCCCUUGGGGCCGUCCAGAUCAUGAAUGGAGCAACAAUUCUGGCUCUGGGUGUUUUUCUAGGUGCCUUACAAAGCAUAUUUCGCCCCUUCCGCCCGUUUUUCUUGGUCUUCUACACAGGCUACCCACUAUGGGGUGCUGUUUUUUUUAUUGUUUCAGGAUCCUUGUCUGUUGCAGCUGGGAGAAAGCCCACAAAAAAGUUGGUGGAACACAAUUUUGGAAUGAAUAUUGCCAGCACUACCGUUGCUCUAGUUGGGUUUGUUUUGGUCUCGAUCAAUUUAGCAGUUAAUAAGUAUUCUCUCAAGGGAUGUCCGUCUUCACAGUCACUGGACUUAUGCAUUUGCAUGGACGUCUUAUCAAACGGCAUCAUGUCUCUAAUGCUCAUCCUUACGUUGCUGGAAUUAUGCAUCAGCAUCUCUGUUUCAGCCAUGUGGUGUGCAGAAAACGCAUGUAAUUCCAGAAAGGCGAUUUCCUCACCUGGUAAUUCUGUGUAA
Messenger RNA from Puma concolor (puma), 738 nucleotides. Its product is annotated as membrane-spanning 4-domains subfamily A member 3-like. NCBI's taxonomy places the organism in Eukaryota, Metazoa, Chordata, Mammalia, Carnivora, Felidae. The record is from RefSeq and is a predicted model, not a curated record. Gene Ontology annotation, cellular component: plasma membrane.